UUUCGUUCAUUUGUGCAAAGUGCUGUCAGCUACAACACACUUCUCAAAUUCUAGACUUUUUAAGUCAAGUUUCAAGUUUGACUAUAUUUCCUAUCUUAUUUGAAACCGUCUGAAACAACAAAAUGGCACUCACAGAUAGCGAUGUUCAAAAACAGAUCAAGCAAAUGAUGGGCUUCAUCGAGCAAGAAGCCAACGAAAAAGUCGAAGAAAUCGACGCAAAGGCUGAAGAAGAGUUCAAUAUUGAAAAGGGUCGUUUGGUCCAACAGCAACGUCUCAAGAUCAUGGAGUUCUAUGAACGAAAGGAAAAACAGGUUGAGCUCCAAAAAAAAAUCCAAUCAUCCAAUUUGCUGAAUCAGGCACGGUUGAAGGUUCUGCAAGCUCAACAACAGCACAUUCAGAAUCUUUUGGCUGAAUCUCGGACAAGGCUUGCUAAAUCUAGUGCUGAUCACAGCAAUUACACCCGGGUCAUCCGUGAUCUGAUUAUUCAAGCAUUGUUCCAGAUUAUGGAGCCUGUAGUAACCAUCAGGUGUCGUCAAGUUGACCUGGAACUGGUAGAAAGUGUACUGCCUGAAGCGAUUGCAAAAUACAGCGAGGCUAUGCAUAAACCAUGCCAGAUUAAUGUUGCCAAAGAUAACUUCCUUCCAGCUGAUACUUGUGGAGGAGUUGAACGCGCGUUCCACGGACGUAUUCGGGUCAAUAACACAUUGGAAAAUCGUUUGGAGAUGAUUGCUGGUCAAAUCAACAAAAUGCAAACACCAGAAACACCACCCACUUUACCACCAAAAGGCCAUCUCCGGACGGCUCAAGCAGCUCUAAACGAAUCUAGUACACCGAUACCGUUUGCCAGUGAGCUGGGCUUAAGCGAAGCAGAAUGGUAUUGGGGAAGCGCUAGUCGGGAAAAAAUUGCAGAUCUCAUGAAAGAUACUCCUGACGGAACGUUUCUCGUCCGUGACGCUUCCUCGAAAGCCGGAGAAUAUACGCUGACAUUGCGUAAAGGUGGACGUAAUAAGCUGGUCAAGAUUUCCCGCGAUCGUUAUGGCCGUUACGGGUUUUCCGAAACCUAUCGCUUUAACUCCAUACCAGAACUUGUCCAAUAUUACAAAUCCGUCUCGCUCGAACAGUAUAACCCAAUGCUGAAAGUUAAAUUACUUUAUCCGGUCUCGCGACUUCAAAAUGCGGAAGAAGUGGAAGCCAGCAACAACGACGACCUGGGAAAAAUGAGAAAGGAAUUAGAAAGCGCUCAUCUUGAAUACUUAAAACGGUCUCGCCUGUACAAUCUGUAUCACGACGAUUAUUCCCGGUGUUUGCAGGAGAUUCAAUUCAGGAAACAGGCAUCGGAUGCCUUUGACGUCGCUGUUCUCAUGUUUGACGAACAGCUCCUCCUGCACGAUAAGUUUAAACGCGAGGCUCACCGUCACGAGAUUUACUGCCUAAAAGAAAAUCAUACAUUCCUCAAAUCCCAGACGAGCAAGCUGAAGCAGUCACGCCAAGAAUUGCAAGAGAAUCUACGUGUGCAGGUGGUUUUAAGCCGGAAUCUAGACCGUGAGAUAAAUGUCCUAAAACCGGAAUUGAUUCAGCUGUGUAAAACCAGAGAUUUCCUACAAACGAAAUUUCUAUCAACAGUCAUAGCUUACAUACAACAGAACCCAUCGAGUGUUCAUGCCGACAGUCAACAAUGGUUACUCCCUGACUGCUCGCGUUCGACUGCUGAGUCUCUCUUGGCUGGAAAAGCAGAUGGAACAUUUUUAAUCCGACGUAGUGCAGGCGCUCCAUUUGCUUUGACGAUUGCUUGCCGCGCUGUGGAAGAAGGUUUUGGUCACAUCUUGAUUUAUCGGUCCGAGAGAGGCUUCGGUUUCACAGAGCCGUACCUUUUCUUCCCAACGCUAAACGAUUUAGUUGUCUAUUAUGCCGGCCAUUCGCUCGAAGAACUCAAUCCUAAGAUGAACACCACUCUGGCCUAUCCGCUGCACGGACCCCAACCAACUGAAACCAAUCAGUCAUCUUCUCUCUGUCAAGGAAUCGCAGGCAACACUUUGGAUUAAUAUGUGUCGUACAAU
Messenger RNA from Daphnia carinata, 2057 nucleotides. Its product is annotated as phosphatidylinositol 3-kinase regulatory subunit gamma-like. The record is from RefSeq and is a predicted model, not a curated record. NCBI's taxonomy places the organism in Eukaryota, Metazoa, Arthropoda, Branchiopoda, Diplostraca, Daphniidae. Gene Ontology annotation, biological process: proton transmembrane transport. Gene Ontology annotation, cellular component: proton-transporting two-sector ATPase complex, catalytic domain. Gene Ontology annotation, molecular function: proton-transporting ATPase activity, rotational mechanism.